Molecule: messenger RNA, 640 nt
Organism: Ruditapes philippinarum (Manila clam)
Lineage: Eukaryota; Metazoa; Mollusca; Bivalvia; Venerida; Veneridae
Product: interferon-induced helicase C domain-containing protein 1-like
Exons: 3
Coding region: 42-506 (154 amino acids)
Cellular component (GO): cytoplasm
Molecular function (GO): nucleic acid binding; ATP binding
Source: RefSeq, a predicted model, not a curated record
CUGUACAAAUCGACGACAGGAAAGAGGUCCCUGUUGUAAAUAUGGACGAAGAAUCUACAAAUGAUUCAUCGGAUUCUGAUGAUGGCAUAAACAUUAACGAUUUAGAUAUAGGACCAUCAGACAUAGACGUCUCUAGUUAUUACAGAGAUUGGAAUAUAACAACGGAUCAAGACGAGCUAGUAAAUGUCGCCGAACAUGAAAUCAAGCUCCGAGGAUAUCAAAUGAAACUGGCAAAGCAAGGAUGUGAGGGAGAUAAUGUUAUAAUCAUGGCUCCAACAAAUUCCGGCAAAACAAAAGUGGCAUGCAAGAUUGUUCAUACAGUGUUAAGAAAUUGCGAAGGGCAAGGAAAGGAGGGUAAAGCCGCCUUCAUUGUAGAAAGAGAAGAUCUAGCUAUUCAGCAAGGGAAAGUAUUUUGUGAAGAGCUGCCUGGUUAUCGUACCAAAGUUGUUACAGGUGAUGUCCAACAAAGCAGAGAUCAGUACCUUAAAGAUUUUAUAUCUAGGUAAGUUUAUGGCACAUCACAAUAUCACAUUUAUAUGGCCAUCUAUAAGUUUUUUUAAUGUCUUUGUGUGACCAGAAUCUGACUUGCUCUUAAUCAUUUAAACUUUUUUUUAAAUAAAAGUUUGUCUUUUGCCUUCCA